AUGGAUUUAUAUUACCUCAGAAUAAUUCAAUUUAUUCAACCAAAUUGCAACGGUUUAAUUUUGCUUCAAAAAAAGGAAAAACUUGAAAGAUACCUAGGCUUCAACUUUAACAAAAAAGGGAUUCAAACUCGACCAAAUAACAGAAAAAAAUCUAGCUCAAUUUGCAUCAUUCCAAUACUAUGGUUGGAGAAAGAAAGUGAAUAUAAAAAGAAAUGCAAAAAUGCAUGGGCACAACUUUUACCAACUCCUCGAAAAAAAGAUAUAGAAAAACCCGAAAAACAAAUCAAACCAUUAUAUAACUCAUCUGUCAAACUAAAGGAGAUAUACAGAGACUUAAUGGAUAAAAAACACAAAAACCAGUGA
This is a messenger RNA of Dictyostelium purpureum, 363 nucleotides long. RefSeq lists its product as uncharacterized. NCBI's taxonomy places the organism in Eukaryota, Evosea, Eumycetozoa, Dictyosteliales, Dictyosteliaceae. The transcript has 3 exons. The coding region runs from base 1 to 363 and encodes 120 amino acids. The record is from RefSeq and is a predicted model, not a curated record.